Hippocampus zosterae (dwarf seahorse) is the source of this 1697-nucleotide messenger RNA. Its product is annotated as transmembrane protein 272-like. Bases 116 to 598 code for a protein of 160 amino acids. Lineage: Eukaryota; Metazoa; Chordata; Actinopteri; Syngnathiformes; Syngnathidae. The transcript has 5 exons. The record is from RefSeq and is a predicted model, not a curated record.
AGUUGACAUUCAGCCAGGACGAUAUGCGGUGGAGAUUGGAUAAAGCGGUCAUCUCCGGAGUUGCACACCAACCCUGCAGCAGGUCGAAAGUGCCGGUUCGGCUUCGAUCGCCAUCAUGGCCGACAGUGUCCCCAUGCGGAUCAUCCGCAAUGCCUCCCGACCGUCAACACCCGUGCUAGUGAUCAUCAAGGUGCUCGUGUGCAUCAUUCCACUCGCUCAGAUCAUAAUGGGCGCGGUGCAUCUAGACGACUGCCCCCGCCAGCACUACAUUCCCAUUUACCUGAUCGUGGUGGGCAUCUUUGCCAUCAUGCUGGUGGCGUGUGUAUGCCUGCCCUGCGCCCGGGAGCCCAAAGACGGCCCCCCGAACCCGUUCUGCCGAAUCAGCCUUGGCUGGAACGCUCUGUUGGCGGUGUUCCUCGUCGCCUGGUUUAUCGCCGGUAACGUGUGGAUCUACUCCAUAUACAAGCCCAACUACUACAAGAACGUCACCAGCGCUGAGCCCUACUGCGACAAAAUACUCUACCUGUUUGCCUUCUGGACUACGACGCUGAUCUACUGUACAUCCUGGUGGUUCUGUUCGUGGUCGUCGGCUUCCUAGUCCUGGUGGGCCUUUACCUUUGCGGCCAGGCGGACCCCGACGACUACAUCUAGAACUCUCAAAUGACACCGGCUGCGGAGGUGGAGCCUGCCGCUGAGGCUGCUGUGUAAUGGGCUGAGCCUUGACGACAUCGUGACAUUGUUUUUCGUAAGAACCGAUGAUAGUUCUGAUUAUACCGAUCAGCGUUUUCAAUGUUUAUGAUGUAAUUUCUAAAGACGUGACACUUUUGUGGCAGUGUAAAGUAGUCAGAAUCGAACUCGGUAACCUCUGCACUGUGAGGUCGACCUGCUAACCACUGGCCCAACGUGCCGGCUUAAUUAUGAUAUACUGUAUUAUUCAAGGGUGGCCCGGUAGUCCAGUGGUUAGCACGUCGGCUUCACAGUGCAGAGGUACCGGGUUCGAUUCCAGCUGCGGCCUCCCUGUGUGGAGUUUGCAUGUUCUCCACGGGCCUGCGUGGGUUUUCUCCGGGUGCUCCGGUUUCCUCCCACAUUCCAAAAACAUGCAUGGUAGGCUGAUUGGACGCUCUAAAUUUGUCCCUAGGUGUGAGUGUGAGUGCGAAUGGUUGUUCGUUUCUGUGUGCCCUGCGAUUGGCUGGCAACCGAUUCAGGGUGUCCCCCGCCUACUGCCCGAAGACUGCUGGGAUAGGCUCCAGCACCCCCCCGCGACCCUAGUGAGGAUCAAGCGGCUCGGAAGAUGAAUGAAUGAAUGAAUGUAUUAUUCAAAUUCUGCAGGCUUGUUUAACUCUUUGUGGGUGCGUCAAAUUUUGCCGGUGCAUUCAUUAGCGACAAAAGUGAGUACACCCCCAAAGGAUAAAUUUGACCAAUUUAGCCGUUCUGUCAUGUAAAUACUAAAAUGUGAAAUUAGCCAAGUGUAAUUUCUUCUUGUGUUGUCCAAUGAAAAGAUAUUGUGGAAUAUUCACCUCCACCCCCCCAAAAAAAUGUCUGUCCAAAUUGAACAAACCUGUUACGUUGUUGAUUGUCCACGUGUGAAAUCAGGAAGUCUUGUACAGCUUUGAAUAACGACAACUAUGCUGAUCUCCAAUUAUGAUGUCAGAGCUCAAGUCAACAUGCUUUGUUAAAUAAAAGUACCGUAUCGAAAC